GCAAAACAGAAAAGUUGUGGAGUGCAAGUUGGAUAGGAACGAAGCUUGUGGAACAAAGCGUCAUUCUGUAAUAAGAAUCUUUGAAUCGCUUACUCUCCGUUCUCUUCACCUUCCUCAACCUCUCUUUUCAUCUCCUCAUUUCUCCUUGCGUUCAUGUGAGCUGGAGGACAUGUGACAUGUAACCCAUAUUAUGGCUAAUGUUCGGUGGCAGAUCUUGGUGUAACAGAUAGCAGAAGAAUGUGCCCUCAUUAUUCAAAUAAUAUGAACAACUCUGUAAUGUUAUUGAUGAUAUCAUUAUUUGGACUUAAUUAGAUGCUUUCUUUGCAGUACAGUUUAUUUCCAAUUGAAUUUUACUUUUAUACACAAAUCCACUUUUCGUCUGUAGCAUAAUCUUAUUUAGGGUGUUGUGCUAUCCAAGUCCAAAAAGAGCUAGUGAUGAAGCAAUGGCUUGAUAGUUAUUGAUAAGACUCCAGAAAUACUACUCUUGAAAUCAUACUUGUUGGUUGGUGGUAGCUGUUGCUUUGUCACCGUUCUACACAAGUCAUUGAAUGGUAAAACUAAAACAUUAAUUUGUAUGCCUUUGUACCUUGCUGCCUGCUUUCCAUGUCUCCAUAUUUUAUUUGCAUCAAGAGAUUGACCUUGUAAGAAUCGUUGUUAACUGGUCAGGCCUAAGUUAAGCUUCAUUAAGGUUCAUUUUGGAUCUUGGAAUGACAGCUUCAAAAUAACGCAUGGGAUGGAUUUGAUGUAAUGGAGCAUCAUAGCUGCAAGAAAUUAGUUGGGGUUGUAUGGUAUUAAAUAGUAGUGACUUUGUGAAUAACCGUGGUACGCAGGAUAAAGAGAAACUGUACUUGAGAAAUCCAACCCACAAAUAAAGGAUGCUGGAAAAGGGUUCAUGGUCUCACACAUCUGAGGCAAUAUGGAUUGUGGUGGUGAUGAGCUUUGUACUGAUGACACUCUCCUGAGAGACAAGUCUGUUGUUGAAGAUGGUACUGUUAGUCAAUAUCCAAUUAAUCAGAUGUCUCAAGAUGAUAACGAAUUCAGUUUUCUUGAUAGUGAUGGGUGGCUGGAUAUAGAGAACUUUGAAGAUGUUGACAGAAUGUUGAAUUAUGAUUUAACUUUUGGAAUGGGAAGUCUCAAUAAUGAAGAGGAGUUCUGCUGGCUAUCGUCUUCUCGUGACGCUGAAGGUUCUGAUGAUGCUUUGAAGUCUGACUUCAAAUUUUCAUGUGCAGAAAUAAGUCCAUUGAAAAGUAUGUCUGACUAUGAUAUGAGUUCCAAGGAAGAUAUUAAAGGUCUUCCAAUCAAUGAUUCCAACAAAACAUUAUCUUCUGCUGAUAGAAAAGUUAGGUCUCAAAUGGAUGUUGAUGAUAAUGGCAUCCCUCCUACGAGUUUCAAUGAAUCAGGAAAGAAAUCCAGCAAUACAGCUGACUUGGUGCCAAAAGAAAAGAGGAAGAUGGCAAAGUCGUUAGCAGGAAGACAAAAAAAUAGUUACCUAGAAAAUGAUGAUUCCAUGCAUCAAUAUACUCCUCUGGAGCAGUAUGAAGAUAUACAUCAACACUUUGGAGCCUCUUCCAGUGGGAUCACUUCUGUUGAUAGCAUCCAGAAACAAAAGUUGAGCUCAGAUUCUGAUCCUUUAGGUUGCAUGCAGACACAAAUUCCAUUAAUGCACCUAGACUUGAGUCAAACUCCAAAUCACACUUCCCUCUUUCCGACUUUUUCUAAAUCAAGAUCCAAGCAAAGUGAGCAUCCAUCAGCUUCUCUUAAAGAAUCAUCUUGUGCCUCAAACAUGGAGAGUUCUCAUGGUCAUUCUUUGGAAGCUGCUACCUUGAAAUCAGAUGAAAAGGGAGAAAAGAUGUAUCCCUGCCAUGAUAAACACACGUUAUCUAGGAGUGUCAAAAGUGACGGUGUGCCAAGAGAAAUGCCAUUUUGUGGUCCAGGUUCAGCUCAGAAGGUAGAUAAUCAGUUUGAAAAUGAAAAUGAAGGCCACAGUGAAGUUCAUGGAGUACGCAUAGGGUUUUCUCCAGAAAUAGACUCAUCAACUGCGCAGGAAAGCUCAUCCAUGAGCUCUGCAGUGAACAGCAACUCACUUGAAGCAAACAGCUUUUGCCAGCUGCAACAGGUCAUGGAUCAGUUGGAUAUUAGAACCAAAUUGUGCCUAAGGGAUAGUCUAUACCGUUUGGCUAAGAGUGCCGAGCAAAGACAUAAUGACUCAAAUGCAAAUGGUUGCACCGGAGAUGAUCAAGCAUGCAAAUCAAUGGUGCCACAUAAUGGUAGCAGGUGUAUGGGAUUCAUGGAUAUGGAAACUGACACAAACCCCAUUGAUCGAUCUAUAGCACACUUACUGUUUCACAGACCCCAUGAUCAAUCAAUGUCGCAUCCUUAUGAUACUAUACCUUCCAAAUCCAGUGCCACGAUACAUGGGUCACUGAUCAAUUCACCACUAAAGACUGAGAAACACGUUUGUCUAGAAGACUCUUCUACUGGAGUGGGAAAGAAGACCGUAGGAGGUAACACCUAAUCAGUGUCUAAAUCAGCUUUGUCACAUUUAGCUGUCUGUAUAAUGAUGAUUUUUUUCAAGGGCAUAUAUGUAUAAUUAUUCGGGCUUACUUAGAUCCUGUAGUUAACUUGUAAUUCAUUUUUCUGCUUUGGAUUUAGAUGCCAUCAUACUGAUCCAUCAUAAGGUGGUAUUUAUGAUGAUGACGAUUAACGAGUAAUGUAAUGGUACGCUGACAAAUCCUUUCAUGCAAAAGAAGAUCACAAUUUUCAAUACUUAAAAAAGUAUUUCAUAUUAUGUUAUAUGAAUAAUUAUUAUA
Messenger RNA from Arachis duranensis, 2810 nucleotides. RefSeq names its product protein LNK1. The record is from RefSeq and is a predicted model, not a curated record. Bases 917 to 2515 code for a protein of 532 amino acids. NCBI's taxonomy places the organism in Eukaryota, Viridiplantae, Streptophyta, Magnoliopsida, Fabales, Fabaceae. The transcript has 9 exons. Gene Ontology annotation, biological process: regulation of DNA-templated transcription; circadian rhythm.